AUGUACAUCUCGUCUGCUACCGUUCUUUUGAGCAUUCUUGCCCUGUCCGCGGCUGGUCCGAUCGGCGUCGUGAGGUCCAAGAGAGCAAACGUGCUCACCGUCCGACCGUACAGCGAAUUUCAAGUCUCGGAUGGAGUAGCCGGCAAUGCACUGGCUGAAGUCAACGCCAAUUUCCCUAUUGACACGUCCGACCUCGCCUCUGUGUCCGACUCUGAUCUACAAAUCAUAAAAGAUGCCCGAGAGACCGCCGAGGACGCCGAGACUGGCACCGGCGGUUUCAACGAUGAGAUCGCGGCUGCUGGAGACAACGCCGACACAACGGCCCUCCAGAAUGGAAAGAUCAAGAAUAAAGUGUUGAAGCUGCAGUUGGAGGUAUUGGCGUUGCAGAUCGAAGCUGCACAGGGAGAUGGCGAUCAGGCCAAGAUUGAUGAGGAGACGACCAAGUUGAAUAACAACAUUGCCCUUGACAAGGCUGCGGCGGGACAGAAGAGUGUGGGUGUGACUGAUACCUUCAGUGGAUGA
Molecule: messenger RNA, 522 nt
Organism: Cladophialophora psammophila CBS 110553
Lineage: Eukaryota; Fungi; Ascomycota; Eurotiomycetes; Chaetothyriales; Herpotrichiellaceae
Exons: 2
Coding region: 1-522 (173 amino acids)
Source: RefSeq, a predicted model, not a curated record